CAAUUGGAAGAGCAAAAGAUGAACACUUUCAACAUUAGCAUUUUACAGUUUUUUGCUUUCGAACUUUUGGAAAAUCUCUUUUCAACUCAUCAUGUUUAACAAUUUUUUGCUCAUUUUUUCACUUUGUUUAGUUUUUGUUUCAGUACAUUGUGAACCAGAUUCUGCUGAUUGUCCUGAUCCCAAGUCGAUUGAACCAUGCCAUUGUGAUCGCGAGGGAAUCUCCUGCUUCAACUCAUUGGAUGAACAAAAGUUGAGUCAAGUGUUUAAAGUACCAAAUGGAUACAAUGCUUACCGGUCUGUUUGGAUCACUCAAAACUCUAUCUAUAAUUUAACUCGAAACAUCUUUAAUGGUUUACGAAUUCAAUCCUUUUUCAUCGAAGAAAAUGAAAUUGAAACAGUUGAAGAAGGCGCUUUCACUGGUUCAUAUGAGAUUGUUAAACAAAUUAGCCUCCACCGAAACAAGAUCAAGUCUUUUCCCUUUAAUGAAUUGGGUUUAAUGGAACAGCUUGAAAGUUUGACUCUGUCACACAACAAGCUGACGAUCAUUCCAGCCAACAGCUUUUCUUUGGCCACCAAAUUGACUCAAAUUGAUUUAUCAAACAAUGAAAUUGAAACUCUUGAGCCAGGAGCAUUUUUCGGAAUGAGAAACUUGCAGUUAAUUUUACUGGGAAACAACAAAUUAACCCAAUUACCAGCUCUUUCAUUUGGUUCAAACUUGUUAUUCACGCUUGAUGUCUCCAAUAAUGUUAUCAAUUCCAUUGAUCGUUCAACAUUUUUAAAUGCAGUUCCAGCAAUAAUUGAACUUUCAUAUAAUCAAUUGACUUUUCUGGAUCCAAACAUCUUCGAGAAUCUUGUUAGAUCUUAUAAUACCAAGAUUGGCAUUGGAGGUAAUCCAUUGAGCUGUCGAGGUUGCACCAAAUACAAAUGGCUUCUAUCGACUUCAGAGGAGUUCAUCGUCGACUUUCAAUGCGCAAAUGGACGAACCCUGAGUGACCUCAAUCUACUCAACAUUGGAUGCAUCUUUUAAUGUCCAAAUUAAAGUCAAUCAAAACUAUUUCUAUUGAGAUUAAUGUGUAACAAGAAAAAGUCGAUUAAAUAUUUAUUCAAAAAACAAA
Molecule: messenger RNA, 1115 nt
Organism: Tetranychus urticae (two-spotted spider mite)
Lineage: Eukaryota; Metazoa; Arthropoda; Arachnida; Trombidiformes; Tetranychidae
Molecular function (GO): protein binding
Source: RefSeq, a predicted model, not a curated record